Schistosoma intercalatum is the source of this 613-nucleotide messenger RNA. The record is from the annotation of a GenBank genome assembly. NCBI's taxonomy places the organism in Eukaryota, Metazoa, Platyhelminthes, Trematoda, Strigeidida, Schistosomatidae.
ACUCGCCCUAUGUUUCUAAAUGUUUACCACUAAAUUCCCCAGAGGAUUAUCUCUUUGUGAACUACUGUAUCAACCUAUAAGAUGGAAAGUCAGUAAGGGAACACCUGCGAGAAUGACUUUCGAAAUUCGGAUGAAACUUGCAGAGACAGAUGAUCCAUGGUUUCGAACCAGGCUAGUUGAUUCAACUGAAGAGGCAAAACAUAUUAUGAAGAAAUCAGCAGAGUUUUCUAAAGACGAUGUUAUUACGGUUCCUAUCGAAGAUGAUUUGACGCCAAUAAAUGGAGUCCCAAAAGAACACCAAUCUGAAAGGCGUGUUAGAAUUUUCAUCCCAGCUAAACCUGCUACUCAAUCAGGUACUCAUGGCACUCGACUUUGGCGUAUUGAGUUCGACAAUCGCGAACGCUGGGAAAAUCCACUGAUGGGUUGGGCGAGCAGUGGUGACCCACUUUCAACUACAGUUGUUGAAUUUGAAACUUCUGAAGCGGCGGAAGAGUUUUGCAAACGUCAGGGAUGGCCGUGUUACGUAGAAAGUCCAAAUAUUUUAAAAAUGAAUGUCAAGUCAUAUGGAUCCAAUUUUUCAUGGAACAAACGAACUCGGGUUGGAUCGAAAUAA